Molecule: messenger RNA, 1197 nt
Organism: Triticum turgidum subsp. durum (durum wheat)
Lineage: Eukaryota; Viridiplantae; Streptophyta; Magnoliopsida; Poales; Poaceae
Source: the annotation of a GenBank genome assembly
AUGGGGCAGGCUCCGGAGAUGGCGGCGCCGCUGCUCCUGCGGGUGGAGGACGCGGACGCCGAGUGGAGCUCCAGGCCGCAUCGCAUUGCUCUCUUCGUCGAGCCUUCGCCCUUCGCCUACAUCUCCGGCUACAAGAACCGGUUCCAGAACUUCAUCAAGCAUCUGCGAGAGAUGGGCGAUGAGGUCUUGGUCGUGACCACGCACAAAGGAGCUCCCGAGGAGUUCCAUGGAGCAAAGGUCAUUGGCUCGUGGAGCUUUCCAUGUCCAUUGUACCAAAAUGUUCCACUUUCGUUGGCACUGAGCCCCAGAAUAUUUUCUGCCGUGUCAAAGUUCAAGCCAGACAUAAUCCAUGCUACUUCACCUGGAGUUAUGGUUUUUGGCGCCCUUGCUAUCGCAAAGAUGAUUUCAGUUCCAUUGGUCAUGUCUUAUCACACACAUCUUCCAGCGUACUUACCAGGUUACAAUUUAAAUUGGUUACUUGGGCCCACAUGGAGUCUUAUAAGAUGUCUCCACAGGUCUGCAGAUCUUACUCUAGUUCCUUCAGUAGCUAUUGCCGAGGACUUUGAAACUGCUAAAGUAGUACCAGCAAACAGAGUACGGCUUUGGAACAAGGGUGUUGAUUCUGAAAGCUUCCAUCCUAAAUUUCGGAGGCAUGAAAUGCGGAUCAAGUUGAGCGGUGGUGAACCAGAAAAACCAUUGAUAAUUCACGUGGGCCGUUUUGGGCGUGAAAAGAAUUUGGAUUUUCUGAAGAGUGGCAGGGCUGAGCUGGAAAAAAUGUUCACAGGCAUGCCUGCAGUUUUCACCGGAAUGCUCCAAGGGGAGGAGCUCUCGCAAGCGUACGCCAGUGGGGACGUAUUUGCAAUGCCUUCAGAGUCUGAGACCCUUGGACAAGUAGUGCUGGAGUCCAUGGCUUCUGGAGUCCCGGUUGUCGCUGCUCGCGCCGGAGGCAUACCUGAUAUAAUACCCAAGGACAAGGAGGGCAAGACCAGCUUCCUCUUCACACCCGGGGAUCUGGACGAGUGCGUGAGGAAGAUCGAGCAGCUCCUCUCGUCGAAGGACCUCAGGGAGUCGGUCGGAAGGGCUGCCAGGGAGGAGAUGGAGAACUGCGACUGGAGAACGGCCUCAAAGACGAUACGCAACGAGCACUACAGCACCGCGACGUUGUACUGGCAGAAGAAGACGGGCAGAACGGGGUAG